AUGAGGUACACAUUUACUGGAGAUCUUUUCUAUGAACCCACCUGGAUUCUUUGGCUUCUUUUGGAUCAACAGUAAAAACACAUCUGAGAUAGACUGAAAUUGAUGGAUGCAAGUGUUUAUUCAUGCUAUAUAACUAUGUAUUUAUGUAACAUGAUUGGAUGCACAAAAAGGAAAGGUGGUAGGUAUCCUCAGAUGGUAUAUGGAAUUAGAUAAAUGGGAGAAUGGAGAAGUCUAUAGUGUAAUACCUUGUUUUUUAAAUGAAGCAUGGAAAAAAGAGAUGCACUUACAGGAUGUGUAGCUGUCAAUUAAUCCUGGUUUGUUGUGCUUUAGAAUGUGUGGUGUAUCUCUUUAUCCAAAUGAAUAGUCUAAAGAGCAUGCAAUAAAAACAAAAUUUACACUAUAUAGUGCAGUAUGUAAGGGCAGUAUAAGCUAGUAGAAUAAGUAGUUAGAAUUACACUCACAUGUGAUGGAACCUCCUGAUGGCUCCUUUUUAAACAGCGUGUAGUGGUAUAAUCCCCACUCUUGGAUUAUUGGAUAAUUAGUGUCUUCUCAAUGGUAUGUAUACAAGAGAACAAAAGCAACAAUAUAGUGAACACUGUAUAAAAAAAUAAGUGUAAAUAAAUGAAAAUCAACUUGCUAGUAUAAGAGCAAAGGUUAGGUUUAAUCGAAUCCAUAAGGUAGUAGAAUAAAAUAGGAUGGCCCAGGGAUUUUGAAAUAAUAUAUCAAUCUUUUUAUGAUAUAAUUAAUAUAUAGCACACAAUUGUAGAUAGGUAUGGCGUGAAUAAUGAUGGCAGCACAACAUCUUAAAAUUAUAAAAUAAAAUAAUAAAUAUUAAAAAAGUUGAGUCUGGCCAUCUUGACGGCCAGGCCCCAUCCCAAAUUGAUCUUUUUAACUUUUUAAUAUCUCUAUUUUUAAGCUAUUGGGUUGAAUGUUGUUUAAUGUAUCUGUUAGUGAAUAUUUUAUUGUUAUUUAAAUUAUGAAUUUGCCCUGGCAUUUUUACAGUUUUAUGUGUGGUGACUUUUUAUUUUUGUUCUCAUAUAACAGUUUUCUGUUUUUAGUCCAUUUCUCCUGUCUGAUAUUGGCUUAAGAUUUUAUAUUUAUAAAUACAGUAGCCAAUAUUCUGUAGCCCUACUUGUCUCCAGAGAUCCAACCUGUGUAUUGUAUCUAUUUUGCUAAGGUAUUUAGAGCUCUAGGGUAUUUAGCCCUCCCUUCAUAAUAUAUAAUGCAUAGCUGUUUUGUUAAAGCCUUCUGCUGUAAUUCCCUCACCGAUUGCAUGAGACAUGUGACCAACUAUCAAGAUCUCCCCAUUCUCUACCUAUAGUAAACAUCUAAUUUACUAAGUCCCAUUUUUUUAAGCCUGAUGAACCGCUCGGUGCCAUCUCUGAACUUAUUUUUUGAUAUUUUUUUUUAUCAUUUUAAGCUAAUUUUAGGAUAUUUUUAUCAUAAUUCCCUCCAUAUCAUAGCAGAGUGUGAAUAAAAGGGACACAACUGCCCUGCGUCAUUCAAAUGUACCAGUUUAGAGAUUCAGUGUGGUCAAAGUUCAAGCAUACUGGCUUAAUGAACAAUCACUGUACCUACAGACAAUGGCGAAAUGCAUUUAAGUGAAAAUAACAUAUCAAACCCACUAAACUUUUGGAAAAUCAUAACCCCCACAAUCCACUCCAAACCCUCCACUGUCAAAAUGGACAAUCAAACCCUGUAAUACCCCUAGAUGUAGCAAAUGCCUUUAAUUAUUAUUUUGUUUGGUGUGCUACCACCCUGAUUGCUAAGAUGAAGAAUGACAAUUGUUUUCAGACCACACAUGCAGAUCAGGAUCUGCUAAAUCUGCAAAUUCCUCAAGUAGAGAAAUCCAAUUUUAGACCUGUUCAUGUUAGUGUCAUUAAAAAACAUCUUAAUUUAAAAAUGAAAAACCAGUGUGGACCAGAUAGAAUCCCAGCAAUGUUGCUGAAGCUUAGUGCGUUGGCAAUUGCUAAACCUGUCACUACCCUAUUCAAUGAAUCCCUGGUGUCUGGAUACAUACCCAAACUUUUGAAGACUGCAAAAGUAAUACCUAUCCAUAAACGUGGUGACAAUACUUUGGUAUCUAACUAUCAUCCGAUAUCAUUGUUCCUGUAUUGUCAAAAAUCUUGGAAAAAUGCAACUAUGUGAAUAUUAUCAACAAUCAAACUAUCUGACCCCUGAUCAAUCAGGCUUUCGUCCAAGUCACUCAACUAUGACCGCCCUCUUAAAAGUUUGCAAUGACAUCCAAAUUGGCAUGGAACAAGGAGCUAUUUUUCUUGAUUUUGUGAAUGCCUUUGACACAAUAGACUUAAAAACUCAGAUAUUGGUGAUCGUCCAUUAACUUGGAUUUGAUCAUAUGUAUCAGACUGAUUGAAUAUGUGACCAUUUCUGAUAGCGCCUCCCUCCCUCUUCCAGUCACAUGUAGUGUUCCCCAACGCUCCAUACUAAGCCCUUUACUAUUCAAAUUUUUUAUAAAUAAUCUGACUAGCGUCUGCAAAUCCUCAACUGUACACAUGUAUGCAGACAACACUGUAAUCUACGCUAGCAAACCCAAUCUACUGCAGCAUGAGUCCGUGCUCCAAGACCAGUUCACAGAGGUAGAAAAGUGGAUAACAGUUAACAAACUCUUCCUAAACACUGACAAAACUGUUACAAUGAUCUUUGGAACUGUACCUAGAUUACGUAAACUACAAAAUCAACAACUGUGUAUCAGAACAAAUUAAAUAGCACACUGACCGCAGUCAGUUCUUUCAAAUAUCUAGGUAUGUUGCUAGACUCCAAUUUAUUAUUUUGCCUUCACAUUGAAAAAAUCUCUUCAAAACUCUAUCCAAAACUAGGUGCCUUGUACAGUACAAAUCCUGAUAAGCCCUACAGUAAGGAAACAGUGCAACAAAUGCUAAUGCCAGUCAUUGAUCAUGGGGAUGUAGUGUAACCCACCGUCAUAAACUUAAUACAUUAUAUAAUUCAUUCUGCCGCUUUGUACUAGAAUGUAAUUACUUGACCUACCAUUGUGACAUGUUAAAAGAGCUAAACUGGCUGUUGCUGGAAUCCCGACAAAAGCUUCAUCUUUCCAGCCUUGUGCUUUUCUGGGAAGCUCCCAUCCUAUCUCAAAUCCCACUUCCUAUAACCUCCAGUACUAGCACAAUAUUUAGCAAUACAAAAAAAAAGUAGCUUGAUCCUGAUUUUCCGCAAUUAUGGAAUAACCUCAAGGACACAGUAAAAUCUUCAUUCAAUCUAAAAUCUUUUAAGAGAUCUAUGGUAAUAAACCUCAAUACAGAUUAUAAUGCCGCUCCCACCUGUCUAUCCUCCCUUAUACACAAGUAUGUCUCGUCUAGGCCCUUACGAUGUGCUGAAGACUUACAUCUAUCUUCUGUCCAUACUCCCACCUCUGAUGCUCACCUUUAAGAUUUCGCAAGGGUUCCACCGUUCCAGUGGAACUCACUUCCCUCGUCCAUUAAAUGCUCACCCAGUCUCCACUCCUUCAAAAAAUUGUUAAAAACCCACUUCUUCAUAAAAGCGUAUCAAUUAAACUGUUAAUAGCUCCCGACAGAUUCCUCUUCUGCAACUGUCACUAGUCUAAUACUAUCCUUACCUUUUUGUGUCAUUUUACCCCACUCCCUCUAGCAUGUAAGCUCAUUGAGCAGGGCCCUCAACCCCUCUGUUUCUGUGUGUCCAACUUGUCUGGUUACAACUACAUGUCUGUUCGUCUACCCAUUGUAAAGCGCUGCGGAAUUUGAUGGCGUUAUAUAAAUAACAUAAUAAUAAUAAUGUGUUACAUUUAUAUAUGUGUAUAUAUUAUAUAUACAUUGUUUGUAUAUUGUAUUUGAUGUAAUAUUGUAUCCUAUUGUAACAAUGCAAUGUUUUGUGGACCCAGGACUUGAAAUGAGAGGAAUCUCAAUGUAUCCUUCCUGGUAAAAUAUUUUAAAUAAAUAAAUAUGUACAAUUGUGUGCUAUAACUUGUAAAGUGAUUUUUAAUAUUGUGUAUGCAAAUUGUAUUACGGUAACUAUGAUGCCAAACUUUUCCACUACUAUAAGUGCCCAGGUCAUUGUAACACUUUGAGAAUGCCUGGUUUUGUGGUGAAAUGAGGUUGUGCUGUUAGUAUACUUUGUUUUUGCUAUUUUAUCUAUUUUAUUUAUAUUCUACUACAAAUAACCUCUGGCUAGGGUUUAUAUGGCAUGCUGUCACUUGAAACCUACUACUGUUUACUUCUUUUUUGUCUUGUUUACUAUAUAUAUAUAUAUUUUUCUAUUACAUUUAAAAUGAAUCAUGCAUCUAUGGAGCUUCAUAUGCCUUUUAAUUUGUAGUUGAGUUAAAGGAACACUAUAGGGUCAGGAACACAAACAGAUAUUCCUGAACCCCGUAGUGUUAAAAAUACAAUCUAACCCCCCUUAUCCCCUUAAAUAUAGCAAAAUCUUACCUUUAUUCCAGUCUGCUGCUACUGGCUCUGCCCUUGAUCUGCCUGCUUGGCUGAUAUUAUCAUAAGUGAUGUUCUGAACCAAUCACAAUGCUUUCCCAUUGUCACGUAUUCAUCCGCUUAUAGAAAUGUGGUUAAUGACAUUUACUGUCCUCACAGGAAAAGUUGUGCCGAGCAGCAACCUAAUCCACAGAAGGUUUAAUGCUGAGCAGUAAUUGUGCAAAUGAAACCUGGUCUCAUGUAUUCAUCCGCUUAUAGAAAAGUGGUUAAUGACAUUUACUGUCCACACAGGAAAAGUUGUGCCGAGCAGCAACCUAAUCCACAGAAGGGUUAAUGCUGAGCAGCAAGUAUGCAAAUGAAACCUGGUAACUGACUUUGGGGUCAAAGGCCGGUUACAGCCUAUCAGAAAGAAAGGAGGGGUAUUUAGGCCCAGUUCUCAGCCUGCUCAGUGCCCUGUCGUGGUUUCCCUUGUGGUUGUCCGAGAGCGCGUUCCUGUUUAUAGUUUUCUACCUGGUUUUUGACUUUGGCUUUGUUUAUUGACUUCUCUAUAUUCUGGUAUCCUGACUCCUGGCUUUCCUCAUCGCUGUGUCCCUUUCUGUGUUCCCUGACCUCGGCUAGUAUUUUUGACUAUUCUUUGUACGUUAAAUCCGGCCAUUCUAAGGACCGGUAAUACGUUACUUAUUUGUCAUCCGUGCUGUACAGUUCUACGUUCUGGAUCAAACAGUAAUCCUGACACCCAUAGGAGGCAGAUCAGGGGUAAGCCAGCACAAGCCAAACACAGUACUGACCAAUCAGCAUCUCCUCAUGUGAUGAAUCAAUGCAUCUCUAUGAGAAAAGUGCAGUGUCUCCACGCAGAGAGUAGAGACACUGAAUGGCAGUGCUGUACACUGUGCAGCACUGCCCCAGGAAGCACCUUUAGUAGCCAUCUGAGGAGUGGCCAGUGGAAGUAUCCCUAGGCUGUAAUGUAAACACUGCAUUUUCUCUGAAUAUACAGGGUUUACUGUAAAAAGCCUGAAGGGACUGAUUAUACUCACAAGCUGUAGUUGUUCUGGUGACUAUAGUGUCCCUUUAAUGAAACAUUAGUUUCAGUAAUAAAAUGUAUACAUAGAAACAAAGGGUUAGUCCACUCUUCGGUUAAGAGCUAGGGCACAAAGCCCUAUGCAUGCACCUUAAAAUGUAACAUGCAUUUCUCUUGCAGUUAUUCUUUAUCUGUUCAAAUAAUAAAUGCAUCUUUUAAGGGUAACUGUUACGUUAUUUUCAUGGGUAACAUAUGCAGAUCAAAUAUGACUAUUUUCACAGAUGUCCUGAAGAUAAGGGAUACACUUUGGUAGACAGACGUUUUUCUCAGUAUCAUAAGAGGUGAGCUAUAUAACACCUAUUCAGUUGGAGGCUUUUAUUUAAAUUCUACAAACCAUGAGACAAUACAGAAAGGACUAUCCUCGGUUUUCUAUUAUAUGUUCAGAGAUGUAGAAUUGCUUUUAACAUGAUAUGGCAUAUUGCUGUCACCCUUUAACAUAGUAUUUCAUCUACAAGAAAUAGAAUUCCUGCUGUCUUCACCCAGUGUGCAACUCAGUAAAUACCUUAAUAUGAUUUAUGAAUUUGACACAGUGUAAUAAUUUUCCAAUUAUUUUUAAUCCAAGCCUUUCUGGUUCAUUGUUCCAUGUUUCUAUAUAAUUUGCUAAAUGUUUAGUGCAAUUUAUCUUUCUGGUUCUUCUGUCACUUGUAGCUUCAUUUGUACUAAUAUGAGAGCAGAACUUGCCUUGAUUUUUGUUUUAUCUUAAUUUCAUUUUUUUUUUUUUUUUUGCAACAAAGUAGAACAAUAAAUAAAAAUAUAUAAAUCCAUCAUGGUGACUAAACAUGUUUCAUAAGAGCUCCUUGGGACAUAAAUAGCAAAGUCCAAUUACUGGCUGUUCUAACUAAAUUACUGAAGCUUGCAACACACUCUCUGCUGUCUGAUUGACAGACUGACUGACCAUUCGGGGAAAGCUUCCCGCGAUCACCAGUAUCAGUACAGAUGCUGAUGUCAGCUGAUAUAAGUGUGACCUAGCAGGCCCUGAGGAAGGGUGAUGUGGACGUCUCCUGGCCCAACGAAGGCAGAACUCAGAAUCUUGCAAUAUUGGCCUGCUACCGCAAUUCGACUUGAAGGUGCCAAGUCCCAUCAGUGGUCUGUGGUGGUGCAGCAGAAGCCACUGAUGCCAAUGGUGGUACACAUAAAAUGGCAGAUGCCACGUGUACCCUUGAUUACCACAGAGAGGCAUCCACCAUUCUACACCACCUGGAAACAGUGUUUGAUGCUUUCUGGAGGAAGCUGAGGAGAAAGCAGACCUUGACAGAGGUCAUUAAGUCACCUCAUAGACUGUCCAGACGACCCCCAUGUCACUCUUCAUCAAAGGCCCAGCACGCCUGUGGCAGCGGUGGCCUCAUCGAUAUGCCUCGAAGAAGGCAGUGUGCAGACCAGCCCCACCACUGA
This is a messenger RNA of Pelobates cultripes (western spadefoot toad), 6885 nucleotides long. The record is from the annotation of a GenBank genome assembly. Lineage: Eukaryota; Metazoa; Chordata; Amphibia; Anura; Pelobatidae.